GGGGCGCGCGCCGCACUUCAGCACCUCCCGCGUGGACAGCGCCCACCGUGCCCGUGCGGAGCGGCGCCCUGCCCCCUCUCCCCUCCACACGAGCCCUGCCACCCCACGCCACCUUAAAGGCUGUGGCUUGAGCCCCGUCGAGCGGGGUCAGCGAGGUGAGGAACCCAGGCGGGGGUGCCCGAAGGCGGCGCGGGACUGCGGGCCCAGGGGGGACCAGAAGGGACCAGAAGGCACCGGGGGGGGGGGUCACCCCGAGACCGCACGGCAGCAUGGGGCGCGUGGUCGAGUGGAGCGCGCAGCCGCCGACUCUGAACGACACCUCCGGCCAUCACCUCCAGAUGCUACUGCAGCAGCAGCAUCAUCUGGCGAACGCCUCCUCUAACGGCACGGGAGGCGGCGGCGGCGCGCAGCUGCAGCGACUCUCGCUCGAGUUCCAGGUGGUGAGCGCGCUGCUGGUGCUGCUCGUGUGCGCCGCGGGCAUCGUGGGAAACGCCAUGGUGGUGCUCGUGGUGCUGACCACGCGAGAAAUGCGCACGCCCACCAACUGCUACCUCGUGAGUCUGGCCGUGGCCGACCUCACGGUGCUCGUGAGCGCGGGGCUGCCCAACGUGGCCGAGAGCCUGGCGGGCACCUACGUGUUCGGCCGGGCGGGCUGCCUCUUCAUCACCUACCUGCAGUACCUGGGCAUCAACGCCUCCUCGUGCUCCAUCACGGCGUUCACGGCGGAGCGCUACAUCGCCAUCUGCCACCCGAUCCGCGCGCAGUUCCUGUGCACGGCGAGCCGCGCAAGGAAGAUCAUCGCGCUCGUGUGGGCCUUCACGGCCCUCUACUGCCUCGUCUGGUUCUUCCUCGUCGAUCUCCAGCGGGAGGAGGCCACGGACGGCCUCUACUGCGGCUACCGCGUGUCGCGUCGCCUCUACCUUCCCAUCUACCUCCUCGACUUCGCCAUCUUCUUCGCGCUGCCGCUGGCGCUCGCCACGGCGCUCUACGCGCUCAUCGGCCGCGUCCUCUUCAUGAGCCCCAUGCCCUCCAAGGGCCCCGGGGCCGCCGCGCAGCGCUGGGGGCCCGAGGACGCGGCGGCUGGCGGCGGCGGCGGCGGCGGCGGAGAGGGCGGGCAGGCGGGCAGGCUGCUGUGCAGUCGGCGCUCCAAGUCGGCGCUCGCGUCGCGCAAGCAGGUGGUGAAGAUGCUGGCCGUGGUGGUGGCGCUGUUCGCGCUACUCUGGACGCCCUACCGCACCCUGGUGCUGGUCAACUCCUUCCUGUCGCCCCCCUACGCCGACUCGUGGUUUGUGCUCUGCUGCCGCCUCUGCGUCUACCUCAACUCGGCGUGCAACCCCGUGGUCUACAGCCUCAUGUCGCAGAAGUUCCGGGCCGCCUUCCGCAAGCUCUGCGCCUGCCCGUGGCGGCGCGUGUGCCCGCCGUGCACCCCGGACGGGGCCCCCUGGGCCCGCGGGGCAGCGAGCGCAGCUGGUGGCCGAGGAGGCCAGAGGGUUCGCGGGCGGGAUGAGGAGGAGGAGGUUCGGGGGAGGGGAAAUCGCGCGCCGCGGGGGGUGAGCGCGUGCACCGCACACGGGAACGGGAUCGGGGUCACGUGCGUGACCUUCAGCGAGCGAGACACGGGGGACGUGGAGGUCACGACCUUUAGCAUCGCCUAGAGAUUGAGGUCGUGACCUCGAGGCUCACCCACAGGCGAGGUGACGACCUCGAGGGUCAUCUUGAGUCGAGGUCACCGCCUUGACGGUCAUCUUGAGUUGAGGUCAUGACCUUGAGGGUUAUCUAGUGUCGAUGUCACGACCCCGAGGAUCAUCUGGAGUCGAGGUCACGACCUUGACGGUCAUUUUGAGUUGAGGUCAUGACUUUGAGCGUCAUCUUGAGUUGAGGUCAUGACCUUGAGUAUCAUCUCGUGACAAUGUCACGACCCCGAUGGUAAUGACCUCAAGGGCCGUCAAGAGGUCACGACCUCGAGCAUCACGUGGCAUUGUAUCAGGAGCUCUGGUCGUGCACGGGGCACAGUGGUCGUGCUGGGCUCCUACUGGCAGCAGCACCGGGCACUGCUGCAGCAGGGGCUGUGUUCGCUCCACGGGGGUCACUCAGCCCGCAGUUGUAACAUCUGCAGCAGUAACAUCAGCAGUGGCAGCAGUAACAUCUGCAGCAGCAUCAGCAGUGACAGCAGUAACAUCUGCAGCAGCAUCAGCAGUGACAGCAGUAUCAGCAGCAGCUGCCACUGCUGAUGCUGCGGGCUGACUCUGCUCUGUGGUUGUCGCGUUGUGACUCCACCUCUGGAAUUCCAAAUCAACCUCGCGCGGAGCGGUGGCAGUUGGUGGCGGGGGGGGGGGGCGUACGUGCUUCACGGAGCGGUUAACGCGGCAACGGAGCGGUUAACGCGGUAACGGAGCGGUUAAACCGGUAACGGAGCGGUUAACCCGGUAACGGAGCGGUUAAACGGGUAACGGAGCGGUUAACCCGGUAACGGAGCGGUUAACCCGGUAACGGAGCGGUUAAACGGGUAACGGAGCGGUUAACCCGGUAACGGAGCGGUUAACCCGGUAACGGAGCGGUUAACCCGGUAACGGAGCGGUUAAACGGGUAACGGAGCGGUUAACCCGGUAACGGAGCGGUUAACCCGGUAACGGAGCGGUUAAACGGGUAACUGCUUCUCAUUCAAGGUUUAUUUCGAAUGGAAUAUCAGCCCCUCAAAACAUUGUGCAAUGUAAAAAAUGAAAUCAGCUAAAAUGUGGAUCUCUAAAGCACACUGAAGGGAGAGUAAUGAGGA
Molecule: messenger RNA, 2773 nt
Organism: Petromyzon marinus (sea lamprey)
Lineage: Eukaryota; Metazoa; Chordata; Hyperoartia; Petromyzontiformes; Petromyzontidae
Gene: TRHR
Product: thyrotropin releasing hormone receptor
Biological process (GO): phospholipase C-activating G protein-coupled receptor signaling pathway
Cellular component (GO): membrane
Molecular function (GO): thyrotropin-releasing hormone receptor activity
Source: RefSeq, a predicted model, not a curated record